Molecule: messenger RNA, 2159 nt
Organism: Aphanomyces astaci
Lineage: Eukaryota; Oomycota; Saprolegniomycetes; Saprolegniales; Verrucalvaceae
Exons: 9
Coding region: 41-2020 (659 amino acids)
Cellular component (GO): intracellular membrane-bounded organelle
Molecular function (GO): phosphatidylinositol binding
Source: RefSeq, a predicted model, not a curated record
GCGCAACAAUUCUCGAUUGACGACCCGCGUCGACUCGGACAUGCAGGUCGUCUGUGGGCUGCUACGAUGCUACACAGGAAGCUGCUUUGGGGAAGAGCAUCAUCACGUCGACCGCUUGCCCUCGGAUCGACAUGCCUGUCCGCAAUUGUUUAAGCUCAAGUCGCUGGUGGUGCGCGUUCCGUCUUGCAAUAGCGUGCUUCGACUCGAGUCUACAAAUUGCAAGAUCGCUUGUCUGCCCACAGGUCUUGUGAAAAAGGUUGUGUUUAUGUACCUUCGGGGACGACAUGAGAACGCCAUCACCGCGUCCAUCGACACCACGGACGAGGAAACGUCCGACGACGACGACGCAUCGUCAUCAGGGGAGUCAUAUCCACGUCACUCGCAGAUCCCCCUCACGGUAACGUCCUCGAUCACGUCGUACGGUACCUCCAUGAACGAAGCGUACGCGUUUGCGCGGACGGGUUUCCCCGACGACAUUGCCGCCCCCGACCACAGCGACAGUUCAUCUGUGGACCUUAAAGUGCUGCAGGACACGUACUUGCUCACGUUUCGCAAGGGCACCGCCGCCAAGGACAAGGAUCUAGUCCAAGUCAAGUUGUUCAUGGUGAACAAGAGCCCCACACACGACAACGACAUGAAGAUCGUGCACGUUUUAUUAAGCGAUCGUUUAUGGGUCGAUAUCGUCGUGUCCGACGCCUCUUACGCCACCGCCUUGUCCUUCGACACGUCCGAGAUCUUGGAGUCCCAUACUGUGUUUCAGCUGUGUCGGUGUGACUUGAACGAGUGCUCGUGCGACGACGGAUCGCCACUCGAAACAAUUUGGCGCCGCCAAGAAGACACUCGCAUGGACGAAUGUGUGGCCAAGAAGCGGCGACGGUAUGUCUGGCACGACCAACCGCCGCCGACAAGUGCGCACAAGUGCACGGUGGCGUGCGAUGCCGCGACCUUGCCGGAACUGCAUUUAACGCUGGUCGUGGCCGCCGACGUGUGUCUCCAUGCCGAGUUUGAGCUAACUUUGACGUCGAGUAAGCGAGUGCAAGACCUAUCCGACCACGUGUACACGGUCUUUUGCAUCAGAGUGUGCCACGGCGACUUGAAAUGGCAUAUUACACGGCGGUUCAGAGACUUUUCCCUCCUUCGCGACCAACUUGCGCAAGAAUUACACGCGACCGAUCUCCCUUCCCUGCCCCCAAAGACAUGGCUGCCCACAAGUGACGCGAAAUUCAUCCAAGCCAGGCAAAUGCGCUUGGAAACGUACUUGCGGCAGCUGAGUGGUCGGCCCGACGCGAUGCAGUCGGUCGCGUUCUUGUCGUUUCUUGGUGCGCUGUCGUCACCUCGACUCGAACACGAAUGGAUCAGUGGGGUGCCUCGAGAUGUGCUGCACCUGCGCAUUUUGCAGCGAUGUGUCGAAACAGGCGACGUUUUACUGUUCCAGUCCAAGAAUCACAUGAGUGGCGUCCAGCGCACGAUGACUGGCGCCGAGUGGGAUCACGUGGGGAUGGUAGUGCAAGCUCCUGCGUCGAACGCCCUACCCAAAUUUUUGCUCCUGGAAGCCACGGGCGAUGGCGUGACACUGCUUCCACUGGUGCCGCGUAUCCUCGCGUACAAUUCGUGCUUUAUCAACUACAUUGCGCUGCGAAAACUGCGCAUGCCGCCAGUGUCCCGUGACACGUUUCACCGUCGCAUGCACGCGUUUGUGGCUCUGGUUGAAGGAAAGCCAUACAACAUGUCACUAAACAAGUUGAUUCGCCCCACCGAAACCAACGCCGACCUGUCUGGCUUUUUUUGCUCUGAACUGAUUGCUGCCGCGUACAAAGCGGCGGGGUUGAUCCACGAAGCGACGGCCGCGAGUUCGUUUUGGCCGGGGAGUUUUGGCGCCGGCGGUGACGUGGACAAGGAGCUCAAUGCGUGCGAUGCGUACUUGGAGGCGGAAGUGGUGAUCGAUUGUCGAGUGUUGGAGAUUGCUUCGGCCAACAAGGACGUCUAUGGAGGAACUGGCACGGUCGUGCACCAUCCAUAACUGUAACCCGUCCCCUCCUGCACGUACAUACUGUACGAUGCGUUGUCGUUGCUUUGUAUUGUCAAGUCGAUUCAAAAUGGGAGAGUUUGGGUGGUCAAUAUUCGAAUGAGCAGUCAGACAAUCGAUUGACCAAUCAAAA